AUGCCGAGUACUUUGUCAUCCGUUUCCUCUGCAAUUCCGCAGCUUUCCACUUGUCUCAUUACUUUCCAUGGAAGGAAAAGAUGGCAUCUUUUCCAACCGAUUCAUUACCGAAGCCCAUCUUUUUCAAAAGGGCAACCGUAUAUAAUACGAUGAAAUGAAUUGCAGAGCUCGGAGUCAUACCCCAUUGAAAAGUUCAUGACUUUUUCUUGUCCUUUCUUGAAUUGGUGGGGGCGGUGUGUUAGUCAAUUUGGGUGCUGACCCGGCAAAGCUUUAACCGCAGCGAUCGAAGGAAGAGCACUGAAAUUUGAUCGGCCGCGUCCUAUGCCACUCGGAGGAGUAGCUGAAGAUGGGCGGCGCUGCGGAUGAGACCAUAUUUGUGGCGGUCGGGAAGAGCGUGGAGAGUAGCAAGACGACGCUCUUAUGGGCACUCGACAACUUCGUCGGCAAGAAAAUUUGCUUGCUUCACGUUCACAGGCCCGCCCACUCAGCUGCAUUCAGUGAGUAAUCUGGAAAUCAAUGGAAAAUUUGUUAUAUACAAACCGAAGGAGAAUGGAGUGAAGGUCUCACAGCAGGAUGUUGAAAUGCAAAAGAUUAAUGAGAUUUUUAAUCAUUACCAAAGCUUUCUUGCUGAAGCAGGGGUGGAGGCAGAUAAAAUAUGGAUUGAAAGGGAUGAUGUAGGGAAGGGAAUUGUAGAAAGCAUCUCUUCUCACAACAUCAGAUGGCUUGUCAUGGGAGCUGCUGCUAACAAAUACUAUUCGAAGAAUCUUUCGACUUUAAAAUCCAGAAAAGCAAUUUUUGUUUGCCAAAAUGCGCCGGAGUUUUCCCAUAUUUGGUUCACUUGCAACGGUCGCUUGAUAUAUACGAGGGAACUGAGGAAUGAUAGUAAGGCCAACGAAGAAACAAACACAGAUCUGAGGAACAAUGAGAAGCUUGAAGGAGAAACUAUCCCGUCAUUGCUUUCGGUCACAAGCUUACAUAGUGAGACAAGGCAACUUGAGUGUUCAAUGUCAGAACCUGUUCCUCAAACUUUUGAGCAGGCAUAUCUUCCAAUUCAAAGAUCAAGAUCAGAGGACCUUGACUAUAGUUUCAGGAGCUUCAACCCUUUGAUUUUGCCUCAGACCAUAGAAGGAAGAUCAUUGAUUCAGCAUUCUGCAGAGUCUGGGAAAAGUAAACUUCAGGGACGACUUAGGAGUCUCAAAUCUCAAGGUUCUGAAGAUGCAACAAGUACCUCCAAGUUGAGAUCCGUAUCAGACCAGGAAGAGGGAACUCAAGGUUUGGAAGUUCAUGAUGUACAUUAUAGGUUAGAAGAGGCGCUAAUCGAAGUUAAGAACUCCAGAAAGAAAGAAUUCGAGGAGGCAAUAAAGCGAUGGAAGGAGGAAGAGAAUGCUCUCGAUGCCAAACAGAAUGCAAAAUCGCUAGAGAUUUCAUAUGCUAAGGAAUCGAAUGAAAGGAAAGAGCUUGAAAAAGAAUUGAAGAGAAAAAAGGAAGAACUAGAAGCUGUGCAGAAUCAGCACUCUGGAAUUAUAAAGCACCUCCAUGCAGUUCAAGAACAGAACUCAGCACUUGAGAAUCAGAUUUCAAAAUCACGUUCUGUUGAGGGAGAGCUAGAGGAGAAGAUUGUUUCCGCUGUGGAACUCUUGAUAGCUUUCAAAGAAAGGCGAGAUAGGCUUCGAAUAGAGCAUGGAGAAGCCAUGCGAGAGGUCAGAGUGCUGAGGAAGUCAGUGAGGAUGGAGUCUCCAAGCUUCUGUGGCCCCCUCAUUCUUUCAUUUACAUUUGAGGAGAUUAUUCAAGCAACUCACAGUUUUGAUCAAUCCUGCAAAAUCAGGGAAGGAAGAUAUGGAACCAUGUACAAGGGGACGCUAAGGCACGCUGAUGUUGCCAUCAAGAUGUUACCCUUCUCUGGUUCUCGGGGAGCUUUGGAUUUUCAAGACGAGGUGGAGGUUUUGAGUCGGGUGAGGCACCCAAACUUGGUCACAUUGAUUGGUACAUGCCCAGAGUCGUACUCUCUCGUCUAUGAGUAUAUGAAAAACGGAAGCCUCGAAGACCGGCUCACCUGCAGGGGCAAGAAAUCCCCUCCCUUCCUGUGGCAGACACGAAUGCUAAUUGCCGCAGAGAUAUGCUCCACACUCAUCUUCCUCCAUUCCCACGAGCCUUCUAUUAUCCAUGGAAACUUAAAGCCCUCCAACAUCCUCCUUGAUUCCAACUUUGUGAGCAAGAUCAGUGACCUAGGCAUCUCUCGACUAGCCCGAAAAGAAGACCCUCAUCCCCAUUUGAGCUCUGUAUAUAAGGACCCUGAGUAUCAUGCAACUGGAGUGCUAACUCGAGAAUCAGAUGUCUACUCCUUUGGGGUUAUACUUUUACGCCUCAUAACUGGAAGAUCAAUCUCGAGUGUUGUGAAGGAUGUUAGGUGUGCCCUUGAAAUGGGGAACUUUAAUACAGUGUUGGACGUUUCCGCGGGGGAUUGGCCACUUGAUGAAGUAGAACAGUUGGCUCGAGUGUCAGCAAGGUGUUGUGAGUCAAACAAGCUUGAUCGCCCGGACCUUGUCUCAGAAAUUUGGACUGUUCUUGAGUUGAUGAGAGACUUGGCAAUCACCUCAGCUUCGAAGUUGCAUUUAGAGGAGAGUCGCCAAGCUCCCUCUCACUUCGUCUGCCCCAUAUAUCAGGAAGUCAUGAAAGAUCCACUCAUAGCAGCAGAUGGGCAUACCUAUGAAGCAGAAGCAAUCAGAGGAUGGUUGGAUAGUGGCCAUAAUACUUCUCCAAUGACAAAUCUGAAGCUCGAGCAUACCGACUUAGUCCCGAACUAUGCUCUUCUCUAUGCGAUUCAAGAGUGGCGGCAGCUUCUGUAGAAUAGUUCUCCGCUUCUUCCUCUGCAAAUAAUCUCUACAUGUGCUCCGGUUUUAUGGAUCGAGCCCUGAUACCAGACUUACAAUUCUACUCUCCGGUACUAACUCGGCAUACAAUACAUGCUCAUGUACAGCAAAAAGAAAAAGAGGAAAGAAGUUCGAUUGCAUAUCCAAGUUCGAUACAAAACUUGUAUACACAAGUAAGAUAGUGUAUUCAAUGAUUCUGCUUCAUCUAGUUGCCUGUCGGGAAAUAGUCUUUUGAUAUCAUAAACACAUGUAUACAUUUAUUCCAACGUGGCUUGACUCGACUACGAAAUCCUUCCGAAAUUAAUGAAAUAUUUCACCCGAA
Molecule: messenger RNA, 3192 nt
Organism: Punica granatum (pomegranate)
Lineage: Eukaryota; Viridiplantae; Streptophyta; Magnoliopsida; Myrtales; Lythraceae
Source: RefSeq, a predicted model, not a curated record